Molecule: messenger RNA, 1126 nt
Organism: Lolium perenne
Lineage: Eukaryota; Viridiplantae; Streptophyta; Magnoliopsida; Poales; Poaceae
Biological process (GO): protein ubiquitination
Molecular function (GO): zinc ion binding; ubiquitin-protein transferase activity
Source: RefSeq, a predicted model, not a curated record
GGACGAGGGCCCCACGUCCAAUCCCAAACGGAUCACGAUUCACCAACCGCCGCCGCUCCACUCCUCGACGGCCGGCGAUGGAGGCCACCGCCACCGCCGACGACACAGACUUUCCCGUCUACAUCUCCGACGAGGAGGAAGACGGCCUCUCCAUUCUCGGCGCCUCCUACAAUGCGGAGGAGAUCCAGAUCCAGGAGGCCAUCCUCCUCUCCAUCGACUCCUCCCGCGCCGCAACCGCCGCCCCCUCCUCGUCCUCCUCCGCCUCCUCCCCGGUACCCCCCGCCGGACCCGACGUCGCCGGGCCCUCCGGAGAGUCCACCGAAGAAUCCCCUCGCGACCGCAAGGGCAAGCGCCAGCUAUCAUCGGAAGAAGAUGACCCGAGCGAGUCGAGGAAGCGGCGGAAGCGCAGCCGCUUCAGGUGCGCCAUCUGCAUGGAGAAGGUCCAGCUCUCGGAGCAGUUCCUCGUGAGCCACUGCCAGCACGCCUUCUGCAGGGGCUGUGUGGGGCGGUACGUCGCCGGCAAGGUCGGCGAGAACGCGGGCUCCAUACCGUGCCCCGACCCGGAAUGCGCAGAGGGGCUCGUCGAGAUGGAGCCGUGCCGAGGCAUCGUGCCGCCGGAGCUGCUCGACCGCUGGAGCGUCACCCUCUGCGAGUCGGCGCUGGGGAAUGAGAAGUACUACUGCCCGUUCAAGGACUGCUCAGCCUUGCUGAUCAAGGACAGGGACGAGCCGGUGAAGAUCAGGGACACCGAGUGCCCGCACUGCCACCGGAUGUUCUGCGCGCGGUGCCGCGUGCCGUGGCACGAUGGGAUCAAGUGCAAGGAGUUCAGGAAGCUUGGGGAUGAUGAGAAAGGGGAGGUUGAUCUGAAGCUGAAGAAGCUGGCCAACAAGAAGAAAUGGCAGAGGUGCCCCAGUUGCCAGAUGUACGUCUCCAGGGUCGACGGAUGCUUGCUCAUGCAGUGCAGGUGCAAACAAUACUUCUGUUACCAUUGUGCUGCUCCAAUGAGAAAAGAUCUUCACUAUUGUAAGAAUUGCAACCACUAGUGAAAGGUCAAACAGCUCAGACUUUGUAUAGGUAGCAUCUAAGCACUAAGUAGAUUAUCAUCUCCUUGAAGUGGAGAUGCAAA